Messenger RNA from Cavia porcellus (domestic guinea pig), 2314 nucleotides. RefSeq names its product prostaglandin reductase 1 (gene Ptgr1). The transcript has 10 exons. The record is from RefSeq and is a predicted model, not a curated record. Bases 202 to 1191 code for a protein of 329 amino acids. NCBI's taxonomy places the organism in Eukaryota, Metazoa, Chordata, Mammalia, Rodentia, Caviidae. Gene Ontology annotation, biological process: prostaglandin metabolic process. Gene Ontology annotation, molecular function: 15-oxoprostaglandin 13-reductase [NAD(P)+] activity; 2-alkenal reductase [NAD(P)H] activity. Gene Ontology annotation, cellular component: cytoplasm.
UCGCGCCCUCCAGCCCUGCCUGGCGCUCGCGGAAACUUGGGUGCCAGGCGUCCGAUCCCUGCUGGUUGCUGGAAAGGCCCGGGCUGGAUCCCACAGGGAAGGGCAGGGGGAGCGCUCUUUUCCGGUCCACCCCAUUGCUGCCAGCGCCUGGAAAGGGGCUGAACCAGGAGCUGAGUGACUGCAAAACUGGGGAGCCUCACGAUGGUUAAGGCUAAGAGCUGGACCCUGAAGAAGCACUUUCAGGGUAAGCCUACUCAGAGCGACUUUGAGUUGAAGACUGUUGAGCUCCCACCCUUAAAAAAUGGAGAGGUACUGCUUGAAGCCUUAUUUCUCUCCGUGGACCCUUACAUGAGAAUAGCAUCUAAAAGAUUGAAGGAGGGUGCUGUGAUGAUGGGGCAGCAAGUGGCCAGAGUUGUGGAAAGUAAAAACUCAGCCUUCCCAGCAGGAUCUAUCGUAUUGGCUCAAUCAGGCUGGACAACACACUUCAUUUCUGAUGGGAAAGGACUGGAAAAGUUGCUAACAGAGUGGCCAGAUAAAUUACCACUGUCUUUGGCCCUGGGGACAAUUGGCAUGCCAGGUCUAACUGCUUACUUCGGCCUGCUGGAGGUCUGUGGCGUGAAGGGUGGCGAGACCGUGCUGGUCAGUGCAGCCGCUGGAGCAGUGGGCUCUGUUGUGGGGCAGAUAGCAAAGCUCAAAGGCUGUAAAGUUGUUGGAGCAGCAGGGUCUGAUGAAAAGAUUGCCUACCUUAAACAAAUUGGAUUUGAUGCUGCCUUUAACUACAAGACAGUAAAUUCUUUGGAAGAAGCCUUGAAAAAAGCCUCCCCUGAUGGUUAUGAUUGCUAUUUUGAUAAUGUAGGUGGAGAGUUCUUGAACACCGUUUUAUCCCAAAUGAAGGACUUUGGAAAGAUUGCGAUCUGUGGGGCCAUCUCUGUGUAUAACAGAAUGGAUCAACUUCCCCCAGGUCCAUCCCCAGAGAGUAUUAUCUAUAAGCAGCUCCGCAUUGAAGGGUUCAUAGUGUACCGAUGGCAAGGAGAUGUCCGUGAGAAGGCUCUGAGAGAUUUGAUGAAAUGGGUUUUAGAGGGCAAAAUCCAGUAUCAUGAACACGUCACCAAAGGAUUUGAAAAUAUGCCAGCUGCAUUUAUAGAAAUGCUGAAUGGUGCUAAUUUGGGAAAAGCAGUUGUGACGGCAUGAAAACAAUGACAUACGAAUCAUCAUAGCGUGAUUUGGAUGACUACUUAAUUUUUCACUAUCUAGUAAAAAUAGAUACUGUCCAAUUAAUCUAAGAAAUUGUGACUAUAAUGAUCUACUGAAUAAAAUACAUUUGUGGUCUGUAAUUAGUGACAAAUAAUACAAUUUUCAUAGUCAACCACAGUCAGUUAUCUUUAGAUCUACUACUGCUUUUUCUGGUGUAAGGUAACAAAUAUAAUAGCAUUGGUGUCUGUAUUAGUUUUCCAUUACUGUGACAAAAUAAUAGAGAUAAUUAAUAAAGAAGAAAGAUCUAUUUUGACUCACUGUUGCGUGGGUUUCAGUCUGUGGUCUGUUGGCCUCAUUGCUUUGGCCCUGUGGUACGGUAGUACAUCAGAGGCAGGAACAAGUGGUAGAGGGAGCUGCUUACCUCCUGGUAGUUGGAAAACAAGAAAUGGAGACCGAAAGAUACUUAGGUCCCAGUAUCCCCAUUAAAAUCACACCCCUAAUCAUCUAAUUUCCUCCCACUAGACCCAAGCUCCUAAAGACUCCACUACUCCAGAAGCUAGUGACUGUAACUUUUAAAACAGAAGCCUUGGUGGAGGACACUCAUUCAAACCAUAGUGGAGUUCAAAAGUUUAAUAUCUCUGGGGCCUUAGAGUUCAGAUUUUCAUCUGCAAAGUGAAAAUAAGUAUUAGCUACUUCUUUGCAGAAAUUGGUGAACCUGGGCCAGGACUAUAGCUUAGGGGCAUAAGCGCAUCCCUGGGAAGUGCAAGGUUCUGAUUUUGAUCUCUGGUAUAAAACAAAAACAGAAAUUGGUGAACUUGAAGUGAAUAUGAGGAACAUAAAAGAUCUGAACUUAUAGAAAGGUACCUUGUUCUUGGAUAGGAAGAUUCAGUAUCAGAAUGAUACUGAUCAAUUCUGACAUCAUAAAGCUGAACAAUGAAAUAAAAUGGUAGUACAAUGAAACAGUGGGGCAAUAACUUUGGAAAGAUGUAAUAAGCUAUCAGUAUGUAUCAAGUAUCAAGGAAGGAGGAUGAAGAUAAAAUGAAAACCUUAUAUUACUCUUGUACUUUUUAAAUUCUGAAUCUUAUGUACAAAUUUACUCAAAUAUAAUCAAAUAAUACAA